Molecule: messenger RNA, 1371 nt
Organism: Fibroporia radiculosa
Lineage: Eukaryota; Fungi; Basidiomycota; Agaricomycetes; Polyporales; Fibroporiaceae
Exons: 6
Coding region: 1-1371 (456 amino acids)
Source: RefSeq, a predicted model, not a curated record
AUGCUUCGACUGACAUCUGACCACUUUCCCAUCUUCGUACCGUUUGGGGUGAUUGGGUUCUAUCGCUACCUAUGGUACCUUAUCCGUAUCGCUGCUUCCCUCACUUAUCGGCCAAUUCCACUUCCGGAGAACCCAACUUAUAUCGCUGAGGAAGACGUCACUAUCAUAGUGCCCACCAUCGAUGCUGGAGAGGAAUUCAAAGAGGCUGCACACAGCUGGUUGGUUGGGAAGCCCAAAGAAAUACUCAUCAUUACCGAAGAGAAGAUGCGCGGCCCGCUGCAAGAACUUGCGAACGCGGUUGACCCCACGCGUAUUCGCGUCCUCACUGUACCUUAUGCCAAUAAGCGCCUCCAGAUGUCGCAUGGAAUCAAGCACACCACCUCGGACAUAAUUGUCUUCGCAGAUGACGAUGCCAUCUGGCCACCGACAUUGCUACCUUACGUUCUGGCUUGCUUCGAGGAUCAGAAGGUGGGCGGAGUCGGGACCUCGCAGCGCGUCCAGCCCGUAGGGGAUCGUAUGACUGUAUGGGAAGUCCUUGCCGCGUUCCGGCUUUCGAUCCGCAACAUCGAAAUAGCCGCAUCGACACACAUUGAUGGCGGUCUCCCCUGCCUUUCAGGACGUACUGCCGCUUAUCGCACCGUUAUUUUGAAGGAUCCUGAAUUCCUGCAUGGCUUUACGCACGACUAUUGGUUGGGAAAGUAUCAGCUGAAUUCUGGCGACGACAAGUUUUUGACGAGGUGGAUGGUCAGCCACGGCUGGAGCACGUACGUGCAGUGCUGUAAGGAGGCAGAGCUACUCAGCACGAUGAAGCCGAACUGGCGGUUCUUGAAGCAAGUCUUACGGUGGACGCGAAAUACGUGGAGGUCUGACUUACGCUCGCUGUUCAUGGAACGGCAUAUCUGGACUGCGCAUCCGUACGUGGCAUAUACGAUGGUGGAUAAGUUAAUCAAUCCGUUCACGCUCCUUGUUGGGCCGUUAUUGGUUUGCUAUGUAGUCUACAAGAGCACGAUACCUGUGGAUAACGGCGGAUAUCAUCUUCCGGCUUGGAAUGUUGUACUUAGCUAUUUUGCUUGGUUACUUGCCACCAGAACAGCCAAGCUGCUUCCGCAUCUAUGGUAUCGUCCACAAGACGUGAUAUACGUCCCGGCCUUCAUUCUCUUCGGAUACUACUUUGCGAUCAUGAAGAUUUACGCACUGUUCACCCUGCAUGAGACGGGCUGGGGAACUCGCUCUGGCAUCGGCGAUCCGACCGCUGCCACGGCUGCGGCUGAUGCUGGCACUGAGGCCAAGUCGACGGGCUACCACAAACUGCAGGAAAUACCUUUGCGAGAAUUCCCGUUCACUUCGAUGGACCCGUCUCAGCGCUGUUAG